This is a messenger RNA of Papilio polytes (common Mormon), 2919 nucleotides long. It is a transcript of the gene Vps39, whose product is annotated as vam6/Vps39-like protein. Lineage: Eukaryota; Metazoa; Arthropoda; Insecta; Lepidoptera; Papilionidae. Bases 215 to 2860 code for a protein of 881 amino acids. Gene Ontology annotation, cellular component: membrane; cytoplasm. The record is from RefSeq and is a predicted model, not a curated record. The transcript has 13 exons. Gene Ontology annotation, molecular function: protein binding. Gene Ontology annotation, biological process: endosomal vesicle fusion; autophagy; vesicle-mediated transport.
CAAAAACUGUAACAAAAUCGGAAAAUACACAUAGAAAAAGAUAUAAUUUCAUUUUUCAACAUGAAAUAAUAUUGAUAUGAUUACAUUUCUUAAGUAAUUACAGUAAUAGUAAUGUAUUCAUAAUUUAAUUGCUUGAGAAGAUUGAAACAUCACGGCUGCUGUUGCAAGAUUAUCUCUUCAAUUGAUUUAAAGUUGUUCAAUAGAAAAAAUAAUCAUGCACGGAGCAUAUGAAGCGUCACAUUUGCUAAAUGCAACAGUCCAGAUUGAAGCUAUCGCAGCUUAUGAUGAUAAUUUGCUGUUGGGUACGAGGCAGGGUCACUUAUUGAUGUACUCAUUAUCAGCAACAAAUGGAAAUCAAAAAUAUGAAUUGCAACUUCUACGCUAUUGCAAGAAUUUUAGUAAAAAACCAAUUCAGCAAAUAGAAGUUAUACCUGAGGACAACCUGUUAUUAUGCCUCACAGACAAUCUCCUAUCCACAUAUGAUAUAAAUGGAGUCAAUUUUCCAUUUAUAAAAUCAAUUCCACAAACCAAAGGAGCAUCACUUUUUGCUUUAGAUAAAAAGUGUGCAACAUCAAUGACAGGUGAAUCAAAUUCAGUAGUUCAUCUAUGUGUAGCAGUGAGAAGAAAACUUCAGGUUUAUUAUGGUAAAAAUGGUGAAUUUAAACAACACCAAUUUGAAUUCACCGUUCCCGAUGUACCUAAAGUUAUGGCAUGGGGUCAAGAAUAUUUGUGUGUUGGAUUUAAAGGGGAAUACACUCUGUUUGAUCUUUCUUCUGGCAAACCUAAAGAGUUAUUCCCUACAAGUAGUUCUCGUUCACUGGAGCCAACGAUAACUAAAUAUUCAGACAAUUCAUAUCUACUUGGUAAAGACAGCACUUCUGUGCUUGUUGAAGAGGCCAAAGAUAUUGAAAUAAAGAAGACUAUAAAAUGGGCGGAACCGCCAUUGGCCGUAGUGUGGGAAACACCUUAUAUCUUAGGAUUGCUGACGGACCGUAUCAUAGUGCAGACUGUGGAGCCGUCCAUGUUCAUCCAGACAUUACCCGACUUGAAUAAAGCAAGACUUAUGUACAGAUGCCGGCGCGGGCUGGUGUUCGUGGCGUCGGUGGGGCAGGUGUGGUGCCUGGCGGCCGUCGACGUCGCCAAGCAGCGCCAGCAGCUGCUCAAGGACAAACACUUUCAGAUCGCUAUCGAUAUUACUCUUCACUCAGACUGUUCCGCGGAAGAGAAGAAACAAACGAUCCAUUCAAUUCAAAUGCUAAGUGCUUUAGAGCUUUUCGAUGAAAAGAAAUACGCUCAAUCUAUGAAGGUAUUCAUACAAUUGAACACAGACCCGGCGGACGUUAUCAAACUGUUUCCAGAAUUGGACAACAAGCCAGGUUCAGAAGAUGAUAGUAAAUUGAAAGGGAAAGAUUUACAAAAUGCGUUAACCGCGUUGAUAAAUUAUCUCGUCGAAGUGAGAUUGAAGAUCGCAGAAGCUGUUAAAAAAGGCAGCACCGAUGAUAAGACUCCUGGUACGAGUAGUGAUAGUACAAGUCAUAGGAAUGUCACGCAGCAGUUGGAGUUGAUCGAUACGACGCUGUUGAAAUGUUAUUUACAGACGAACGACGCGUACGUGGCGUCGCUGCUGCGGCUGAACAACUGCCGGCUGGAGGAGGCGGAGCGCACGCUGCGCGCGCACGGCAAGCACAGCGAGCUCAUCAUCCUCUACCGCACCAAGGGCCACCACACGCGCGCGCUGCAGCUGCUGCGCGAGCAGGCCGCGCAGCCGCACUCCGCGCUGCGCGGCUGCCACCAGACCAAGACCUAUCUGCAGCAGCUCGGUUCUGAGCAUAUAAAUUUAAUAUUCAAAUUCUCCGAUUGGAUACUACGAGAGCAUCCCGAAGAAGGCUUGAAGAUAUUUACAGAGGAUAUUGUCGAAGUUGAGAAUCUAUCUCGACCGAAAGUUCUAGAUUUUCUAUUACGUGAACACAAAUCUUUAGUCAUACCGUAUCUAGAACAUGUUAUUCACACAUGGAACGAAACUAAUUCUUUAUUCCAUGAUGCGUUAAUUAGUAUGUACAGAGAGAAAAUGUUGGAACAUAAAAGUGAAGGUACAACGGAUGAAGAAGUAAAACAUACUAAGGCUAAAUUAUUGGCGUUUCUAGAAAAAUCUUCUCAUUAUACGCCUGAAAGAGUUAUACUGCCUUUUCCUAAUGAUUGCCUGUUUGAAGAAAGAGCAGUUAUACUGGGCAAGUUGGGAAGACACGAACAAGCCCUCGCUAUUUAUGUACAUAUCUUAGGCGACGUAGACAGAGCGGUCCGGUACUGCGAGCAGGUGAGUGCGGGCAGUGGGCAGGGGCAGGGGCAGGGGCAAGGGCAGGUGCAGGGGCAGGGGCAGGGGCAGGGGCAGGGGCGGGACGUGUACGUGGUGCUGAUGCGCACGCUGCUGCAGCCGGCGCACGCCGCGCUGGCCGCGCUGGCUGGCCCGCUGGCCGCCGCGCCGCGCCACGCCCGCGCCGCCGAACCCGACCUCGAGACAGCGCUGCAGAUACUCGACAAGCACGCUGAUCAAAUAUCACCAGUCAAGGCGCUGUCGGUGCUGCCGAGCUCGGUGCCGCUGGUGCGCCUCAAGCAGUUCCUGCAGAGCGCGCUGCAGAAGCACAUCACGGACAAGAGAAACAUGCAGAUACUGAAAGGACUCCUCUACGCUGAACAUCUACAGGUGAAAGAAGUGAAACAUUACCACGAGUCUAAGAGCGUAGUGAUGCACGAGUACAACGUGUGUCCUGUCUGCAAGAAGAGGUUUGGUCACCAGAGCGCCUUCGUCAGGUAUCCCGACGGAGACAUCGUGCACUUCUCCUGCAAGAGGGACAAGCAGUGAGCUAUGUCACCGAAAAAUACUGAAUUACGACCAUUUGGAAAAUGUCUAGAUAAAUAAAA